CCGUGGGCGGGGCCUAACUUGGCUCAGCAAACCAAUCUCAGGUUGUGAUGCAGAGUGGCGAGAGCAGGAGGAGGAAAUACUGACUAUGGCCUGUUGCCGGCUUUUGGUACAAAGAGCUUUGCGAGCAGUUUCUGCUGGGAGGCGACUGCAUAGUGAAAAGUGUACGGAGGGACGCAUCCAAGAUGGACCAAAGACGACAAAGGUUCCAAAGAUCUAUACAAAAACAGGAGACAAAGGUUUCUCCAGUACAUACACUGGAGAGAGGAGGCCCAAAGAUGAUCUGCUGUUUAAAGCACUGGGAGAUACAGAUGAACUAAGCUCAGCUAUAGGGCUUGCAAGAGAAUUCAGUCUAGAGGCCAAUCACGUAUUUGUGUCUGAACUUGAAAAGAUCCAGUGUAUGCUGCAGGAUGUUGGAUCAAACAUUGCAACUCCACUGUCUUCUGCUAGAGAAAGCCACAAAGUGAGAACAUCAUUCAGUGCAGAACCUGUUCGGGAGCUGGAGGAAUGGAUUGAUAAAUACUCCUCUCAACUACCUCCACUUACUAACUUUAUUUUGCCUUCUGGAGGUAAAACCAGCGCUGCCCUUCAUGUUGCCCGAGCAGUGUGUCGCAGAGCAGAAAGGAAAGUAUUUAAAAUCAUACAGACGGGAGAGGCAGAUGAAAAUGUUGGAAAAUACUUAAACAGGCUAAGCGAUUGUCUGUUCACAUUAGCGAGAUAUGCCGCACAAGCAGAAGGCAGGAAAGAGACAGUCUAUACACGAACACCCUGAAGCUUCCAUACCUGUUGUGUAACAUCUUCAGGUGCAAAUAGCAUUGUAUUUCAAUAUUCCAUCUGGCAGCUAAAAGUCUGUCUGAGUUUGCCGUAUGGACAGCGAGAUUGGUACUGAUUUGGACUCCCACAUCCAAGACCUGCAUAACUUAUUCUCCACAAGAGAAUUCAAUGUGCGUGUGACAAUGUGACAGCAAAUAAAGAAGCAAUCAUUUUA
Molecule: messenger RNA, 985 nt
Organism: Xenopus laevis (African clawed frog)
Lineage: Eukaryota; Metazoa; Chordata; Amphibia; Anura; Pipidae
Gene: mmab.L
Product: metabolism of cobalamin associated B L homeolog
Biological process (GO): cobalamin metabolic process
Molecular function (GO): corrinoid adenosyltransferase activity
Source: RefSeq, marked provisional